This is a messenger RNA of Saxophila tyrrhenica, 1890 nucleotides long. RefSeq lists its product as uncharacterized. Lineage: Eukaryota; Fungi; Ascomycota; Dothideomycetes; Mycosphaerellales; Extremaceae. The record is from RefSeq and is a predicted model, not a curated record. Gene Ontology annotation, biological process: translational elongation. Bases 1 to 1890 code for a protein of 629 amino acids. Gene Ontology annotation, molecular function: translation elongation factor activity; GTP binding; GTPase activity. The transcript has a single exon.
AUGGAGACGACCCUAACUCCAAACCAGGCAUUGAGUGAUUUCGCCGACUACGUCCAGCAACAGCAAGCCCUCCGCAAGCCGCCACAGUCCAGCAGCUCAACUGGCAAAGGCGCCCCCAAGCAAGAGCAUGCUGAGUUGGAUAUUCUCGAUGAUCUUGAUCUAGGGGAUGACAAGCCGAAGGUCAAGUUAAAACAUCUACUACUCGACGACACCGACACGAAAGACGAUAGCAUCAAGCAGCUUCAAAGCGUCAUUGAGACCCGGAUAGACGAAGGGCAUGGCGAAUGCUUGUUCGAUGUUGGACUUGAGGACAAUGGGGAUAGUCAACUUCUAGAAGAGAAGGAGUGGGACGCUGCGUUGGCGCGGAUACGAGGCUUGCUGGAGAAGAUGAAGGCGGAUUGGAAGAUCCUCAUGACGAAGAACGUUCCGGACAGCCCGGUCGAUGUCGGAAACGAGAACAAGAAGGAGAGGGGAUGUGUUGGGAAGGUGAUGAUACGGCGGCGUCCGCAAGAUCUCGACGAUACGAUUGAGACGAGGAUAGCGGUUGUUGGCAACGUGGAUGCUGGCAAGAGUACGAUGCUGGGGGUCUUGGUUAAGGGCGGGCUUGACGACGGUAGAGGUAAGGCUCGCGUCAACUUGUUCAGGCAUAAGCAUGAGGUGGAGUCAGGCCGGACCAGCUCGGUGGGCAUGGAGAUCAUGGGCUUCGACACGAAAGGCGAGGUUGUGGUUUCUGGGGUACCUGGACGCAAGCUCAGCUGGGAGGAGAUUGGGAAACGCAGUGCGAAGGUCAUCUCCUUUACGGAUCUUGCGGGUCACGAACGGUAUCUGCGGACAACAGUCUUCGGCCUCUUGUCCAGCGAGCCGAACUACUGCCUGCUCAUGGUAGCGGCGAACAAUGGUCUCAUCGGCAUGAGCAAAGAGCAUCUGGGCAUCGCACUGGCCCUCAAUGUGCCUGUCAUGGUGGUAGUGACGAAGAUUGACAUCUGUCCACCACACAUCCUGCAGGAGACCGUCACGCAGCUGACCAAGAUUCUGAAAUCUCCUGGAGCAAGGAAGAUACCGAUCUUCAUUAAGAACCGCGAAGACUGCAUCAACACCGCGACACAGUUCGUCAGCCAGCGGAUAUGCCCGAUCUUCCAGGUCUCGAACGUCACAGGAGAGUCUUUGGACAUGGUCCGGGAGUUCCUGAACAUCCUGCCUCACCACGGCAAGUACGAUGUCGACGCUCCGUUCGAAUUUCACGUGAACGACACCUUCUCAGUGCCGUUCGUGGGCACUGUGGUCUCUGGUGUGGUCAAAUCCGGGGUCGUACAUGCCGGCGACACUGUUCUUGUUGGACCAGACAGCCUUGGCCAGUUCACUACCACCACCAUCAGGAGCAUCGAGCGGAAACGAAUACCUGUCCCUGUCUGUUCAGCCGGCCAGAGCGCGUCCUUCGCACUACGAAGAGUACGCAGAAAGGACGUCCGGAAAGGCAUGGUCGUCCUCCUAGCCAAGUCAGAUACCAACCCGAACGCUGUGGCGCCUCAGCCGAAGGUUCAUCGCGAGUUCGUCGCAGAAGUGCUUAUCCUGUCCCACGCCACCACUAUCCGGACGAAGUACCAGGCUAUGCUCCACGUCGGUCCCGUCAGCCAGACCUGCGCCAUCAUUGAUAUCGAUCGAGCGUACAUCCGGACUGGUGACAGGGCCACGGUCGCCUUUCGCUUCGUGCAGCGGCCUGAGUUCCUGGCGAUCGGCGACCGGAUACUGUUCAGAGAAGGCCGGACGAAGGGACUGGGGAUUGUGAAGCAGGUGGGGUAUGAUUCGUCGAAGCCGUUGAAUCCUGAGGCGGCGAAGGAGAGGGAGAAGUUGGAGGGUGGUGGGAAGACGGCGGCGAAGGCUGGGAGUUGA